This is a messenger RNA of Olea europaea var. sylvestris, 1210 nucleotides long. Its product is annotated as nicotinamide adenine dinucleotide transporter 2, mitochondrial-like. The transcript is spliced from 7 exons. The record is from RefSeq and is a predicted model, not a curated record. NCBI's taxonomy places the organism in Eukaryota, Viridiplantae, Streptophyta, Magnoliopsida, Lamiales, Oleaceae. Gene Ontology annotation, molecular function: NAD transmembrane transporter activity. Bases 291 to 1013 code for a protein of 240 amino acids. Gene Ontology annotation, biological process: NAD transmembrane transport.
AUAGCUUUCUGUCUGGUUAGAUUGCACAAGUUCAUUCCUUAGCUCAAAGAUAUCAAUUGUAGCCUAUUUCAUGCUUUUUACUGUAUUCAUGACAAUCAGGAAGUAUUAUUUUGACGAGCCUUCAGAACAUUGUACGAAAUGAAGGAGUGAAGGGAUUGUACCGUGGCCUUUCACCAACAUUGACAGCAUUACUUCCAAAUUGGGCAGUUUACUUCACUGUUUAUGGACAACUCAAAGAGCUGCUGCAUUCACAUGAGGAUAGAAAUGGUCAACUUUCAUUUGGCUCAAACAUGAUAGCUGCUUCAGGAGCUGGGGCUGCUACAUCCAUUGCAACAAAUCCAUUGUGGGUUGUUAAGACACGACUUCAAACACAAGGAAUGAGGCAGGGCGUUGUUCCUUAUAAGAAUAUUUUUUCUGCUCUGAGACGCAUUGCACGAGAGGAAGGAAUUCGAGGAUGGUAUAGUGGCCUUCUGCCUUCCCUGGCUGGGAUUAGUCAUGUCGCUAUUCAGUUCCCUGCAUAUGAAAAGAUAAAAUACUACUUAGCAAAACGGGAAAACAAGAGCUCCAAUGAUCUAAGCCCUGGAAAAGUUGCAAUUGCCUCUUCAUUUUCAAAAGUGAUUGCUUCUCUUUCGACUUACCCACAUGAGGUUGUGCGGUCGAGGUUGCAAGAGCAAGGACGAAUGAGGAAUUCUGUGUUACAAUAUGAUGGUGUUUUUGAUUGCAUCAAGAAGGUGUUUGAAAAGGAAGGUCUUAAGGGAUUUUAUCGUGGUUGUGCUACUAAUCUCUUGCGAACAACUCCAUCUGCUGUCAUAACUUUUACCAGCUAUGAGAUGAUUCAUAGGUUUUUGCUUCGCGUUUCACCUCCAGACGAGAAGCACUCAGAACCACAAGCGAAACCUGAUGGCCAGUUCAAGUUCCACAAGGAAACUGUAAUUUCUGGUGAUGCCCCUUCUAAUAACCGGAGUAGUUUGGUUUCUUUGGAAAAAUCAGAUAAGUUACCAGCUACACAUUGAAUAGAAUUAGUUUCCAGUGCAAUCUCGCAAAUGGAAUCUUUAAUACAUACAAUUCAGUAGAGAUUGUUGGAAAAAUUUUGUUCGCUUUCCUGAUUGUGUAAUAAGUUGAAAAUUUAUUCUUUCACAUUUUUCGAGUUUCCCCUUUGUCCAAAGGAUUGGAAAACCUUUACUAGAGCAACCAUUUGCUGUGUUUUUUU